GUUAUAGUAGCAGCUAUAGGGGACGCACGCGCCAUAGCACACCUGGACUUUAUCUAGCCAAUAGACGGAAUGUUCACCAGUAUCCUUCUGAUUUAAAACACACGAACCGAGAUCGAGAGUAUAAGAAAACCAGAUAAAAUAGAAUAUAGCUACUCGUAUCGUGUAUCCCAUGAGUCUGGAUGCUAAACUUGUGCAGUGGCAUAUGUCAUCGUCGUUUGAAAGCCACAACUUUACCUACCUACCUACCUGGGAGAUACCUGUAAGUCAUAAGACUAAAUGUUCCACUCGUCAGCGCCAUCUUGCUGAGGCGGAUGACCGAUGUCUCGAACACACACCUCUCCUGCCUUCCUUAAAGCAAGUCGGCGCGAUAUGAUAUUGCAACGUUAAAUUAGACCUACGAUGCUGCCAGUGAACAGAAACAGGCGUAUGUCCUGGUACUAGUCAGGGGUAUGAGGAACGGAAGAACCAGUAACAUGCGUAGUUUCAGCCACCACCCCAAGGAGGGAAUCCGACUCGUUUGCACUUCACCCAGGAAGUGCCGUCGAGUGCUGGAUGUGGGCCUUCCGGACUGCUAGAUGUGUAAGUGGUGUAUGUAUGUGCAGCCCGCCGUCGACCCUCCAUCCCGUCAUGUCGAAAUGCGCCCAUGUAAUGUCUAGAUGGCACAAAUACAUAUAGGCCAUGUGUCUUCCGGGGAUGUCGUGCUAAGCAACCAGUUCCAUCCGUUCCGACCCCUCGCCUUUCGGCCGGACGGGACUUUUCAGAUUUCAAUUCUUGAAGACUUGCAUUUUGGCGAAAAUGCCUGGGAUCAAUGGGGCCCGCAGCAGGAUAUCAAUUCAGUCAAAGUGAUCAACAAAAUCUUCAAUAAAGAGUCACCUGAACUGGUCGUGUUGAAUGGUGAUCUUAUCACAGGCGAAAACGGAUUCUUAGAGAACAGCACCGUAUACAUUGAUCAGAUCGUUGGCCCUCUUGUUGCUUGGAACUUGACUUGGGCGUCCACUUAUGGAAAUCAUGAUUACGACUUCAAUAUUUCUGGGGAUGCCAUUCUCGAGCGUGAAAGAAACUGGAGAAAUAGUCGUACAUCUCCCAUGAUUUCCGGGCCGGACGCGGGUGUCUCCAAUUACUAUCUCCCAGUCUACGAUUAUGGCUGCCUAAACGAAUAUACUUGUGCCCCUCAGUUGAUUCUUUGGUUCUUCGACAGUCGGGGCGGGUUCAAGUACCAGCAGGGAAACUCGACCAACAGGGUAGGACAACCGAAUUGGGUUGACAUCAGCGUUGUAGACUGGUUCAACGAGGCGAGCACUAGUCUCACGAAGAGAUAUCGCAAGGUAAUUCCCUCGCUAGGCUUCGUCCACAUCCCGCCAUACGCCUCCUACGCUCUGCAAGAUGCCGGUGUAGACCCGAACAAGGAGCCGGGCGUCAACGACGAUGUACCACUCGCACCACAAGCUCAAGGAUGGUGUCCAGAUGGUCGCAAUGAUGGGACAUGUACCUAUGGUACUCAGGAUACCGAGUUUAUGCAGGCCAUAUCGCACACAGAAGGCUUCAUGGCGUUGUUCUCCGGCCAUGAUCACGGAGACACGUGGUGCUACAGAUGGGACAGGCUAUUGCCUGGGAUGGUUGUGACACCAGCGAACAACGUGACCCUCUGUUUCGGUCAGCACACGGGCUACGGCGGGUACGGGAACUGGGAGAGAGGCUCUCGUCAAGUAAUGGUCUCGAAGGAUGGCCUUGCCAAGUUCGAGGCUGACACUUGGAUUCGUCUAGAAUCAGGGAGCAUAGUAGGCAGGGUCUCACUGAAUAGCACAUAUGGGCAAGAUCUUUAUCCUAGAACGAAUAACUCAAUGACGCACUGCCCAACCUGCGAGUAUUGAGGUAGUAACGAAAGACACGGGCUUAAUAUCAUAAUAUUGGAUAAUUUCACAUGAAGACAAUUUCUCUCUGGGUAUAUAGUAAUCGCCGAGAGUAUGAUCACUUAUGGCUUGAUAACUGGAUACGGUUUUUGAUCAGUAGAGCUCUGCCAAAAACACUUCUUAAAAUAAUAAAUCUC
Messenger RNA from Xylaria bambusicola, 2047 nucleotides. RefSeq names its product Metallo-dependent phosphatase. Gene Ontology annotation, molecular function: hydrolase activity, acting on ester bonds. The transcript has 3 exons. NCBI's taxonomy places the organism in Eukaryota, Fungi, Ascomycota, Sordariomycetes, Xylariales, Xylariaceae. The record is from RefSeq and is a predicted model, not a curated record. Bases 657 to 1871 code for a protein of 404 amino acids. Gene Ontology annotation, cellular component: cytoplasm.